Penicillium daleae is the source of this 717-nucleotide messenger RNA. RefSeq lists its product as uncharacterized. The coding region runs from base 1 to 717 and encodes 238 amino acids. Lineage: Eukaryota; Fungi; Ascomycota; Eurotiomycetes; Eurotiales; Aspergillaceae. The transcript is spliced from 2 exons. The record is from RefSeq and is a predicted model, not a curated record.
AUGGUCAUCGGCUUAUUAAUCCUCACAUCCAUCCCGACCACGACGGGGGUGGCAUUCGGAGUCAGCGAGCAGCGCAAAGCGAACCAGCGCAAGGAAGAUGCGCGACGAAUGGCCAAAUUCAACAUCGACGUGGAAUGUGAUGGUGACACAGAUGAUGAUCGCGACAUUAAUGGGCGAAGACUGGUCGUUCGAAAUGACAAGGUCUACCUCGACCACCCAAACCCAGCAGACCGGUCCAUCCCAGCCUUCACAGCCCUCGCUUUCUACAUCGAAUAUCCCGAACUCGACGAAAGCAAAAACCUCGAUCGAGGCCUCGGUCUACCCACUUACGUAUCCGCCAAUCCACCUUUACUAAACUGGAUCUACGCGGACGUCAACACGCACGAGAUGAAAUACGGAAACCGCACGCAGAGCGUGGCGCAUAUUGUCGGACCGUGGGAUUGGACAGAAGACGAGCGGACGAUUACUCUUGAGGAGAGUAGUAAUUUUGUGGCGGUGGAAGAGGAGGAGGGGGAGUGGGCGCUUUAUUUUGAUGGAGAUGGGGAUGACUGUGAGGCUAUUUUGGAGGAACAGGGGAAAUUGGAUAAGGCCUUUGUGCCGGUGAAGUUGGUGAGGAGGCCUGCGGAGGAGCCGCCGCCGCCCCCAGGGCCUCAACAGGGUUCCCAGGGGGAAAGUUCAAGUCAAGGACAGAGUCAAGAGCCCAAAAAGGCAGAGUAA